Molecule: messenger RNA, 915 nt
Organism: Actinia tenebrosa (Australian red waratah sea anemone)
Lineage: Eukaryota; Metazoa; Cnidaria; Anthozoa; Actiniaria; Actiniidae
Product: haloacid dehalogenase-like hydrolase domain-containing protein 3
Cellular component (GO): nucleus
Source: RefSeq, a predicted model, not a curated record
UCGCGAGCCUCCUUAAUUUUUUACCCAGAAUUCCUUUUGGUCUUUUAAACAUACAAAAUGGCCUCUUUAUAAACGUUGGGGCUUUAAAAUAUCUGACAAAAAGCCUGUUAAAAUUAUUCGAUGUUUGAAGGAUUUGGGGCUUUAUAUUAUGUCCAUGUUGCGACUUAUAACUCUGGAUGCGAAUAACACCUUACUUAGGGUUCGUGGAAGUGUUGGGGAACUCUAUUGUAAAACAGCUCAAAAAUAUGGCCUAAACUUUGAUGCCAAGGUAUUGGACAGGGAAUUUAGAAAAUCUUAUACGAUUUAUCGCGACAAAUAUCCCAAUUUUGGAGUUCGGGAUGGUAUGUCUACUAGUGAAUGGUGGUUUAAAGUGAUAAGCAAAGCGUUCAAAAAAGUGGGCUGUGAAGAUGAGCAAGCUGUUCAAGACAUUACGAACUUUCUGUAUACAGAAUUCACUCAUGCAUCAAAGUGGGAUGUAUUCCCCGAGGUUAAGACAGUACUACAACAUCUUAAAUCCAAGGGCUUUACUCUAGGAGUUGUGUCAAACUUUGACGAACGGCUACCAAAGAUUUUGGACAGUUUAGAUUUGAUCAAAUAUUUUUCAUUCGUUUUGUGUUCUACUGAAGUUAAAAUUGCUAAACCAUCGCUUGAGAUAUUUCAGCUCGCUCUUGAACGAGGURGAGCGAGUCCUAAAGAGGCUUUACAUGUUGGAGAUAAUAUUAAUCUCGAUUAUUAUCCAUCGAUAAAUGUAGGCAUGUCUGCUUAUCUUGUUGAUAGAUAUAAAGACUCAAACGCCAAUGGAUCUGGGAUCGCUCCAGAUCGUAUAAUAACAAAUUUGAAUCCUUUAAUGAAUCUGUAACUCGUAUAAUGUCUUCUUAUAUAAUUUGAGUUAUUAAUAAAGCAUCUUCCAAUAAA